Messenger RNA from Globicephala melas (long-finned pilot whale), 1734 nucleotides. It is a transcript of the gene CRYZ, whose product is annotated as crystallin zeta. Gene Ontology annotation, cellular component: cytosol. Gene Ontology annotation, molecular function: NADPH binding; zinc ion binding; mRNA 3'-UTR binding. The record is from RefSeq and is a predicted model, not a curated record. NCBI's taxonomy places the organism in Eukaryota, Metazoa, Chordata, Mammalia, Artiodactyla, Delphinidae.
UGGGGGCGGGGCUAGGCGGAGCCUGAAAGCGCCGCGGAUGACGCGGCCCGUGCCUUUUUUCCGUGGAACCUGAGGGAUCCCUCAGAGACUUUGAUUUCCCACUCUAGAACCGGCUGAAGGAUUUGUAAGAUGAAAGGUCCUCAAACAUGAAAUGAGAUCAGUGGUCACCAUGGCGACUGGACAGAAGUUGAUGAGAGCUAUUAGAGUUUUUGAAUUUGGUGGACCAGAAGUGCUGAAACUCCAGUCGAAUGUUGCCAUACCAAUUCCGAAAGACCAUCAGGUUCUAAUUAAAGUCCAAGCAUGUGGUGUAAACCCGGUGGACACAUAUAUUCGCUCUGGUACUUACAGUAGAAAACCACUUCUACCCUAUACUCCUGGCUUAGAUGUGGCCGGAAUAAUAGAAGCUGUCGGAGAGAGUGUAUCGGCUUUCAAGAAAGGUGACAGGGUUUUCACUACAAGCACAAUCUCUGGGGGCUACGCAGAAUAUGCUCUGGCAGCCGAUCACACUGUUUACACACUACCAGAAAAACUGGACUUUAAACAAGGAGCUGCCAUCGGGAUCCCGUAUUUUACUGCCUAUCGAGCUCUGCUUCACAGUGCCCGUGUGAAAGCUGGAGAAAGUGUUCUGGUUCAUGGGGCUAGUGGAGGGGUUGGAAUAGCAGCAUGCCAAAUUGCUAGAGCUUAUGGCUUAAAGGUUUUGGGCACAGCUGGUACUGAGGAAGGACAAAAGAUUGUUUUGCAAAAUGGAGCCCACGAAGUGUUUAAUCACAAAGAAGCUAACUACAUUGAUAAAAUUAAGAAAUCUGUUGGUGAAAAAGGAGUUGAUGUCAUUAUUGAAAUGCUAGCUAAUGUAAAUCUUAGCAAUGAUUUGAAUCUUUUGUCACAUGGAGGACGAGUAAUAGUUGUUGGCAGCAGGGGUCCUAUUGAAAUAAACCCACGGGACACCAUGGCAAAGGAAUCUAGCAUAAUAGGAGUUGCUCUCUAUUCAUCCACCAAGGAGGAAUUUCAGCAGUUUGCAGCAGCCCUUCAAGCUGGAAUGGAAAUUGGUUGGUUGAGACCAGUAAUAGGUCCCCAGUAUCCAUUGGAGAAGGUGGCCCAGGCUCAUGAAGAUAUCAUUCAUAGCAGUGGGGCUACUGGAAAAAUGAUUCUUCUCUUAAAAUGAUUAAUCCUUCCACAGAUUUCCUGCGUAAUUAAAGGUUUCUUACCUCAGUUUUACGUACACUACAUUUGCUUUAAUUAGCAUUCAUUUGAUUCAGUGAGUUUCUUAUAUUAAAAAAAAAAUUUAUCUUUAGCAAUCAUAGACAUUGGAGUGCAAUUUAUUUUAUAGCUGGGAAUAUUCUUUAUGCCUUCUGCCUCUCAUCAAGGAUUCAUCAUAGUAGGAAAUAGAAUAUUAGUGGUCACUUGGCAUUGGAGGGCAUUACAGAAAUUCCUAACUGAUACUUGAUCAUUGAUUCCAUACCUUUGACUAAAACAUGCUAAUUCAAAGUAAGACUGCUUGAUUUCCAAGCCUACUUCUUUAUAAGAACCUUAUAGGGACUUCCCUGGUGGUCCAGUGGUUGAGACUUCGCCUACCAGUGCCGGUGGUGUGGGUUUGUUCCCUGGUUGGGAAGCUAGGAUCCCACAUGCCUUGGGGCCAAAAAAACCAAAACAUAAAACAGAAACAAUAUUGUAAAAAAUUCAAUAAAAACUUUAAAAAUGGUCCACAUCCAAAAAUCUUAAAAAAAAAAAAAAGAA